This is a messenger RNA of Mya arenaria, 4434 nucleotides long. Its product is annotated as cilia- and flagella-associated protein 61-like. The transcript is spliced from 29 exons. The record is from RefSeq and is a predicted model, not a curated record. Gene Ontology annotation, molecular function: oxidoreductase activity. Lineage: Eukaryota; Metazoa; Mollusca; Bivalvia; Myida; Myidae. The coding region runs from base 105 to 3905 and encodes 1266 amino acids.
UAUAGGGCAUAGGAUUUUUGCACUUGGUAACGAAAGAGUAUACAAGAUGGUGGCAAAACUAAUUUAGAUGCUUGCUGGUUUUAAAUAGAGUGCUUUAACUAACAAUGGCAACAACAAUUGCACCUGAAGGUGUGCCACCAGAGGCAGUUAAUGCAAGAAGGACAGAAUCAAUUGAUGCUCCGCACAUUCUCAGCCUGGUGCAGGAUUCAACCAAUAGCCUUUUUGGCAGAGUCAACAUAGUUAAUGUCAUAGAGAAGGCAGUUUUGGCAGUUACCCUGUGUAAUGACAAGGAUGAGAUACUCGGACAUGCAGCAUUCUUUGACUACCCCAAUGUGGCUGAUGUGGAUCAAGCAGCUUGGCAGGAGUGGUUGAAAACAUACUACGAUACUGAGAAAUGCACACCACUGAAUACUCUCUUCAUGCACUAUUUUGUGGUGAAGAAUGACUAUGCUCAUGGGUGUGCAAGGGAGAUUGUGAGAACAGCAUUCAAUGCUGUACCAGAUGUACACUUCCUCUUCUUGGCAGUUCCUGUUGGCUCUUACCCAGAUUCUUACAUAGCUGACAUAUUCAAGCCAAUGACGAUCAUUGGAGACAAGUCACCCAGCCAAUGUGCAGUGUUUGCAUGCUACAGACAUGACCAUGUCCCUGUGAUACAUGUUAGACAAGCCAGAGUUGAAGAUCAUGAUGACCUCACACCAAUAUUCAACCGGCAAAGUGACAUGUUGAACAUGACUUACGGUGAUUAUUUCCUUGCUGAGCUUAUUGAAGCACAGGAUGAUCACAUGCACUGUCUCAUUGCUGAGGUUGGAGGUACAGCGUAUGGGUUUAUGAGUAUCAGCGAUGACAUCAACUACAACCUUCUCAAUGAAUGUUUUGAGCUUGGCCCUUUUCAUGGGCUGAAAAAGCCAAGUCCAGAAGAUGAGACAGAACCACCCAAACCGCCCACACCCUCACCGCCUCUAGAAGAGGAUAAAGCUCCAUCUCGAGGGUCAGUGAAGUCAGGAAGCAGCAGUACUGGGAAGCCUACAGAGAACACAGAGACGGACCUGUCCAAGGUGGCUGAAUCUAUCACUGCAGAGUCGGGGGAGAGGACAGAGGGUAGCAGACACUCCAGUACCAGAUCAUCCAGGGCUGGGAGUGCUGUGAGUGAUGUGAAGGUGAAACCACGCCUGAGUGACGCCCACAUGGGGGGCAGUACUGGUUCCCUGAUCAGCCAGGAGGGGGAACCAGCAGACGUGCGUGAAGCAUCAUUUAGAACUUCAUCAUCUAUUGUUGAGGAUCAGGGUGUUUCUCUGAAGCCGCCCGGCACUCAGAACCAGCGGUUCAUACCCACAUAUAAGGGUGCAGGGAAUGCAUUCAGUGUACAACUCUUCUGUAUAGAUGAGAGAUAUGAAAUGAGAUCAUCUGACUUUCUAGCUAAGGCAUUUGAGCAUUUCUCAGACUGUGAUUUCUGUAUUAUGACUGUCCCUCAUCUGGUGCCAGAGUUUCCUCUCCUACAGAACUUUGUGCGUGUAACCCCGCGUUGCCCCAGCACUCUGCCUCAGGAGCUCUAUGUCUUUCACAGGAAUGGACUCUUCAAGGACUUCGCAGUACGACCAGCUGCAUCUAAGGACUGUGGGGGUGUGGAGAAACUCACUAAGACAAUUGCCCUCCAUGAGAACCUUCUCAAGGACCUCACCCAGUAUGUCAAGGCCAAGCGAGAUGAUGAUGGAACAGAGAUCCAGGCAUUUGUUGCUGAGAGCCAACAGCAAGUUAUUGGGGUGGCCAUCAUCAGGAUUGAGGAGAACAUAGAGUAUAUUCGCUCUCACUACAACAUAGAGGACUUUAUCUACUACAACCACCACCGUCGGGCAGACCAUGGACGCCUCCACCACUUUGCCAUCAACCCCAUGUUUGCACACCUCUCCAAACAUUUCCUUAAGGAAGUUCUCAGAAUAGGACACAAGACCUGUUUGUACUACCCGUUAUAUCCUCAAUACACUGAUAAAGAGGUUGUUGUGAAUUUCUCACUGGUGGGCUGCAUGCGAGAGAUGGUCCCUGUGCGUCACCGACGCCAAAUUGUCUACCCCCUGGAACAGCUAGGCGUAAACGCUCCAUCCAACCGUGUCCUUACUGAGCACCCACCAUUUGCCCUCCACCACAUCAACCGAAAACUCACACUUGAACCAAAGGUGACAAUAAAUGCCAGGAUAGUUGUUGUGGGAGCCUCAGAUGUUGGUGUUGGUUUCCUAGAAGCUUUGGCUUACUGCCCCCACUUGCACUUCAACAACCUGACACUAGUGUCACCCCAUGGGAUAACACCAGGGGAGAUGGCCCCAGACGACAUGCGGGAGAACAUGUUGGGUAGCAGCCACUGCUACUCACACGCCGAUUAUGCCCGCAUUGCCCUACAGGCAUCUGUGAACAUCGUGUAUGGAAAUAUGACCGCCAUUGACCGAAAGAAAAAGUUUGUCCAGAUUGACGGGUCAACUCGAGUGCCGUAUGACCACCUUGUGCUGUGUACUGGGGAGCAGUACCAGGUUCCGAUGCCUACCAACGCUGACGUGAAUGCUGGGACCACAAAUGACAAGCUGCCCUGUGACCCCAACAGAAGAUUUACGGGAGAGAGACCCAGGAAUCUCUUCACUGUCAAUGAUGCUUAUGAGGCUGCUGUGGCACUGUACUGGAUUGAGAAUAAUCUAGCCAAAAAAGACAGAAAGGUUGUGGUAUAUGGAGGUAGUCUGGAUGCCUACACAUGUGUACAGACCUUGCUGGCCAUGGGUGUGGCAGGAUCCAACAUCAUCUUUGUUCAGACCCCUCUACAAUAUGAGGUCACAUGUUUCAACAACCCGACCAUUGAGGAGACCAUGUUAAAGACCCUGCAGGAAAGUGGUGUACAGCUGCACAGCGGCUACAUCCUCGCCAAGUAUGUGACAGGUGAUGCUGGUGAGAUUCGUGGGGCUACCUUCACUUCCGCAGACAGCCCUCUCAAAGUAGACUGUUGUGCAUUCUUCGCCUACUGCAGAAAAGGAGUUGAUAUAAAUGCUUUCACAGCCAUCAAUGAUGCAUGUCUGGUGUAUGAUGGGAAGCUGGUGAUUGACGCGUAUUUCCACACAAAUGACGUGUGCAUCCGUGGGGCCGGCUCUCUCACAAAAUUCCAGAGAAAAUACCAUGCCGAGAAGUGGUCACAUGCCAACUUUAACUCAAAGGAAGUAGGAAUCCAUCUGGCUACAGAGAUGUUGCGCCUGUUUGACCCAACUUUAGAGCAGCAGGCCACACCUCCAGAGGAACAGCUCAACCUCAUCCCUAUCUACCGCAACCCAAAGAUACAUGGGGCUCUCCUUCCAGGUGGUUACCACUACCUGCACGUGAAGAAGCCAGGACUGGAUGUGCCGCUCGUGGAAAAGAUGGGACAAGCAGAUUUUGGUCGUGAGCUGGUGACAGGGACACCAGGCGGGGAGAUGGAGUAUUUCCGACUGCAUGUGAACCAGUACAAGAACAUAGAGAGCAUCACUUGCCUCUCAAAACAGGGUUUCCCGAGCAGUAACCUGAUCUGUUUGUUUGGUCUCCAUGAGCGCUGCAUGAACAACCUUGUGUCCAGGUUUAAUGAAGGCCUUAUCAAGGACUUCUACAAGUAUUUCAGUGAGACGUGGGCCCUGGCCAUAUACCAUGACAGGUUUUCUGACUUCCGGGAGGAGUUGCGGGAACUGCUCAUCACCAGACCGGGUGAUGGUACCGAGUCCCUGGAGGAAAGAGUACGAAGCCUUGUUGAUCCAGAGAUGCCUCUGUCGGAGAAGCAGCGUGGUGAGCUAGAGGGGCUGUAUGCCCAGACAGGCGGCAAGCGGGCGGUCGAGGCCAGACUCCUCAACUUCCUCUCCUACAACUACUACCACCUGCCCAUGUAUGCCAAGCCAGGCAUGGUCUGAUGAGCUCAGCCUAAUAUACUGGCUGUGUAUGCCUACGAAGACUGAAUGCUGCUGGAAUAUGAACUCCCAAACAUUCACUGACACACUGAGAGUAAUAUACAUGUACAUGUAGUUCCUUGUUACUGGUUGACAUUUCUGUGUAAUUGAUAUGAAUGUUGAAGUUUGUUCUCUGAUAAUACAUUUAUACAUUUAAUGAUUGUGAAAUGAAUAAGUGUCAGUCUUAGUAACUGUUGAAUUCUUAUUGUUGUUGUUUUGGAACACAAUAACUGUGUUAUUCUUAUAUUAUCUAUGUUAUGAUGUGAUGUAUGCGUUUGUUUAUAUCUUCUAUCAAUUGUUUCCAUUUAUGCACAUUUUUGUGUUGUUUCCAUCAUUUUUCACAAUUGUUGAUGUUGUCGAUAAAAUUUAUAUAAUUUGUGAAAGUGUUUCUGGUAUAUAUUGUAUUAUAUAAGUAUGGUUUACAUAUCUGUCAUUUUGAAUGAAUUUCAAAAAUUGUGAUAUUGUCAUCUUCUAAUAAAAUCAUUUAAGAUAG